UCCCCCACCCCGUAGAAUUGUGGGAUUGCAAUGGCUGCUCCCUAUCAUGGUAAACAUAAGCGUUGUGUUUGCGACAGCCGCAGUUGAGCUGUUUUCAGUUGCCACGCACGGGUCUGUAUUUUCCCGGACUGCUUAGCCGACCGUCAGUUGAUCUAAAAUCUUCACCUUCAUGUGAGAGUUUCUGCUUUUUAGACCCAAACAAACACGCGGAGGUUUUCCGCAGUUUGCCUCCCGGCCUUCUGAUAGCCAGCUAACGCUAGGUGCUGUAUCUGAGAUAAUGGAUGACGAUGUGUCCAUGCAUAGACUUGAAGGGACUGAUCCAGCUGCUCAAGUUGGUGGACUCAUAGUAAAGAAGAAGAGUGCUGCUGCAGAGCCCCAUGUUUUUCGGGUGCCCACACCACGCACCUCCUUGCUGGGCUUGGAUCUGCUGGCAGCCCAGAAAAGGAAGGAGCGUGACAAUAAGGAACCAGGAGGUGAUGAGAAACAUAACAAGAAGUCAAAGGUUUCCUCCUACAAGGACUGGGAGGAAGGUAAAAGUGACUCUGGCUCGGAUGAAGAAGACUGUGACAAGAACAGAGCUGCUAAGAAGGAGAGCAGGAAAUAUCGUGUGACUGGCUCUGAGACACCCUCAAACCCUGGAGGGGUCAGUGAAGAGUUCCGGCGCAGACACCAGCAGAGGGAGAAAGACAAACGUGAACAUGGAGUCUACGCCUCUUCCAAAGAGGACAGAGAGCGAGAAAGGAGCAGAGAUAAGGACAGAGACCGGCGGAGUGAAAGAGAUGAGCGAGAGAGCAGCCACAGCCGUGGCAGGAGCAGCAGCCGGUCGGAGCGGUCGGAGCGUGGCGAGAGGAGCGAGCGCUCGCAGAGGGACGGCUGGUCCGAUCGCAUCAGCCGGGGGACUAAGAGAGAUGAACCCCUGACACCACAGCAUCGGCCCAGAGAUUCUUUCACACCCUCUCGCUCCAACUGGGAGGAGGAUGACAGUGGUUAUGCCAGUUCACGGCAUUCCCAGUGGGAGUCUCCCUCCCCCGCUCCGUCUCACAGAGAGUCAGAUCGCUCAGAGAGAAGCCAUCGUUCAGGCCGAGAGAGUGAGCGGAGGGACAGGUCAGUCAGAGGUCGCUACCCUAACGACACACCCCUCCCCACCCCGUCAUACAAGUACAAUGAGUGGGCCAAUGACAGAAAGCAUUUGGGUUCUACUCCUCGUUUAUCACAAGGAAAAGGGAGGAAAGAAGAUGGUGAGGGAGGAAUUAUUUUUGAAAAUGAGGGUGAGAAAGAACAGUGGCAGGAGGACCAGAAGCAAGCCGACAGAGAUUGGUACAUGAUGGAUGAAGGCUAUGAUGAGUUCCACAACCCUUUCACUUCCACCUCUGAUGACUAUAUAAAGAAACGAGAGCAGAUCCUUCAGAAGCAGACUCAAAAAAGAAUAUCUGCCCAGAAACGGCAGAUCAACGAGGAUAACGAGCGGUGGGAGACCAACCGCAUGCUGACCAGCGGUGUGGUGCAGAGGUUGGAGGUAGAUGAAGACUUUGAGGAGGACAAUGCUGCUAAGGUUCACCUGCUGGUUCACAACCUGGUUCCCCCCUUUCUGGAUGGAAGAAUAGUCUUCACCAAGCAGCCAGAGCCUGUCAUCCCUGUGAAAGAUGCUACCUCUGACAUGGCCAUCAUCUCUCGUAAAGGCAGCCAGCUUGUCCGUAAACACCGUGAGCAGAAAGAGCGCAAGAAGGCACAGCACAAACACUGGGAAUUGGCUGGGACCAAGUUGGGGGAUAUCAUGGGGAUCAAGCAGAAGGAGGAUGAAGACUCCUCUGGGGGCAAACCAGUUGGUGAGGACGGCAAAGUGGACUACAGAGCAGAACAGAAAUUUGCAGACCACAUGAAAGAAAAGUCUGAGGCCAGCAGCGAGUUUGCUAAGAAGAAGAGCCUUCUGGAACAGAGACAGUACCUGCCUAUUUUUGCUGUCAGACAGCAACUUCUUAACAUCAUAAGGGAUAACAAUAUAGUGAUUGUUGUUGGGGAGACAGGCAGUGGCAAGACCACCCAGCUGACUCAGUACCUGCAUGAGGAUGGCUACACUAGCUAUGGUUUGGUGGGUUGUACUCAGCCCCGAAGAGUAGCAGCCAUGAGUGUGGCCAAGAGAGUCAGCGAGGAGAUCGGUACUAACCUUGGAGAGGAGGUGGGCUACGCUAUCCGUUUUGAGGACUGCACGUCCGAGAAAACGCUGAUAAAGUACAUGACAGACGGCAUCCUGCUCAGAGAGUCACUGAGGGAGUCGGACUUGGACCACUACAGCGCUAUUAUCAUGGACGAAGCUCACGAACGCUCGUUGAAUACUGAUGUGCUCUUCGGCCUGCUGCGUGAGGUUGUAUCUCGACGUGCUGAUUUGAAACUCAUAGUUACCUCUGCAACUAUGGACUCUGACAAGUUUGCUGCAUUUUUUGGCAACGUACCGAUAUUUCACAUUCCAGGAAGAACCUUUCCGGUAGACGUCUUGUUUAGCAAGACACCUCAGGAGGACUAUGUGGAGGCAGCAGUGAAGCAAGCCCUGCAGAUCCACCUCAGUGGGUUGGUAGGAGACAUCCUCAUCUUUAUGCCUGGGCAGGAGGAUAUUGAGGUGACAUCAGAUCAGAUCGUGGAGCGGUUGGAGGACUUGGAGAAUGCUCCUCCUCUGGCUGUGCUGCCUAUCUACUCCCAGCUGCCUUCUGACCUCCAGGCCAAGAUCUUUCAGAAGGCUCCAGAUGGUGUGAGGAAAUGUAUUGUUGCUACAAACAUUGCAGAGACCUCCCUCACUGUGGAUGGAAUCAUGUUUGUCGUGGAUUCAGGAUACUGCAAACUUAAGGUGUUCAAUCCUCGCAUUGGAAUGGAUGCUCUACAGGUUUAUCCCAUCAGCCAGGCUAAUGCCAACCAGCGUUCUGGCAGAGCAGGACGUACAGGACCAGGCCAGUGUUACAGGCUCUACACUCAGAGCGCCUUUAAAAAUGAAAUGCUGACGACCACCAUACCAGAGAUCCAGAGGACCAACCUGGCCAAUGUGGUCCUGCUGUUGAAGUCUCUGGGAGUUCAGGAUUUGCUCCUCUUCCACUUCAUGGAUCCACCUCCUGAGGACAACAUGCUCAACUCCAUGUACCAGCUCUGGAUCUUAGGAGCUCUGGACAACACGGGUGCUUUGACGCCGACGGGGCGUAUGAUGGUGGAGUUUCCCCUCGACCCCGCCCUCUCCAAGAUGCUUAUUGUGUCCUGCGACAUGGGCUGCAGUGCUGACAUCCUCAUCAUUGUCUCCAUGCUGUCUGUGCCAUCCAUCUUCUACAGGCCUAAGGGUCGUGAGGAGGAGAGUGACCAGGUGAGGGAGAAGUUCUCAGUCCCAGAGAGCGACCACCUCACCUACCUUAACGUCUACAUGCAGUGGAAGAACAACAAUUACUCAAGCAUCUGGUGCAAUGAGCACUUCAUCCACACCAAGGCCAUGCGUAAGGUGCGUGAGGUGCGCUCCCAGUUAAAGGACAUCAUGGUGCAGCAGAGGAUGAACCUGAUUUCCUGCGGCUCAGACUGGGACAUCAUCAGAAAGUGUAUCUGUGCUGCUUACUUUCACCAGGCUGCCAAGCUCAAGGGCAUCGGUGAAUAUGUGAAUGUGAGGACAGGCAUGCCAUGUCACCUCCAUCCUACCAGCUCUCUGUUUGGUAUGGGCUACACCCCUGACUACAUCAUCUACCACGAGCUCGUCAUGACCACAAAGGAGUACAUGCAGUGUGUGACUGCUGUGGAGGGAGAAUGGCUGGCUGAACUUGGACCCAUGUUUUAUAGCGUCAAACAAGCAGGAAAAAGCAGACAGGAGAAUCGUCGUCGGGCCAAGGAGGAGAUCACCAACAUGGAGGAGGAGAUGUCCCUGGCUGAGAAGCAGCUGCGAGCACGUCGAGAGGAGCAGGAGAAGAAGAGCAACGCUGGUAGUGUUAGGGCAGUGAAAAUCUUCACACCAGGAAGAAAAGAAGAGGCCCCCAUGACACCCAGACGCACCCCAGCCCGCUUUGGACUGUAGGACACCCCAGCCCAACAUCCUGUCAACCACGUCGGCUCCUAUAGACUCACUCAGGACCUCGACCACAUCAUCAUGAGCAAACACAGUAACUUCCAGGUGGCGUUUUCCCCUCCCAGAAGGACCAGAGCUAACUGCAGUUCAUGAACUGACCACUAGAGUGAGAACUUGUAUAAGGCACAACAUUCAAAGAUGAGCCACGUCCAUGCAAAUGCCUCCCUCCACUUUUCAGCCAAAAGCUGUUUCCAUGGUAUGUUUUCAGGAAAAAAAAAGGACUGUUUUUUUUUUUGUUUUUUUUUUUUCUUUUUGUAGAUCCAGUAUUUAUAUGUGGUCAUUAUCAAGUGUUUUUACUGAUGUCUCUAUAGUGAUUUUACCUGAGCUAGAAACAUUUAAUUUUCUAUGGUCAUUUGCAUUCUCUCCGUCUUGUAUCAUCAGAAGAAAAAUUGUGAUUUAAUUUCGAUGUUGCUUCUCUUAGUGUCCUUGCAGUUACUAGGUCUUGUACUGCUGUGGCUUGAGCAGCGUGUGCCGCCAUGAAGUACUCCUCUACAGACUGAAGCACUGUGCUAACUGUACUUGUGGCAUGAGUGUCUUCAGACUUGUGUUGUAAUACCACCAAAUACACACACACAUGCAGGCUUGAGCAAUUGACCUUUCUACUUUCUGUUAACCUUCUUCCAACAGCGUAAUGUACCACAGCUUUGCUUCAUACGAAAUGUUAUCACGCCGGAUUAAACAUAUCAACUGUU
This is a messenger RNA of Scatophagus argus, 4776 nucleotides long. RefSeq names its product DEAH (Asp-Glu-Ala-His) box polypeptide 38 (gene dhx38). The coding region runs from base 278 to 4033 and encodes 1251 amino acids. Gene Ontology annotation, molecular function: ATP binding; RNA binding. Gene Ontology annotation, biological process: mRNA splicing, via spliceosome. The record is from RefSeq and is a predicted model, not a curated record. The transcript has 27 exons. Lineage: Eukaryota; Metazoa; Chordata; Actinopteri; Scatophagidae. Gene Ontology annotation, cellular component: spliceosomal complex; intracellular anatomical structure.